AUGCCUCAUCACAGUCUGGCCGCCACUGCCGCCGCUGUUGAUUCGAGAACAGCGCCAUCCGUCCCAGCCGCCAGUUCAUCAUCAUCAGUUGCGCAGGCAUCUUCCGCUGAUGCCGCCGCCGCUGCUGCUGCCGCUGCCAACAAAACACGCCGCUCCCAUCGCAAGUCGCGCAACGGAUGCACGGAGUGCAAGCGCCGCCAUAUCCGCUGCGACGAGCACCGUCCUCUGUGCUCCAACUGCGUCAGCGCCGACCGCACAUGCGUCUUCCCGCGUGGUUCGGCCGCCGUCCCGGCCGCUUCCACGCCGAACGGCGGCGGGGUAUCCAAUAUCUCUGCAGCGACGAGCAACGGCUCUCAUCGUCACCACAGUGUCGCCGCCCCCACGCCGCCCAGCAGUCACCACCUUCCUAGUCCCCGUGCCGGCAACGCUACAGCCAAUACCCCUUCACCCCGUCGCGACUUUUCCUUUGACGAGGUCUGUGGCCCGCUCCCGCACCCCAGUACCACUCCGGGCGACUUCCGCCGGAGCAACUACACCUACUACCCAAACACGGCCGGCAGCAGCGCCUUGAACGGUAACACGGCGCCCCUAAGCCCGGCACCCGGCCUCGAUCCAGAUCCAUCCGCCUCGGCCUCACUCUUCACACCCUUUCACCUGCAGCUCAUGCACCACAUCCAAACCGUCAUGCUGCCGGACCCAACCAUCAACACGAACAAUCACUUUCAGCAGUUCAUCGACAUUGCCAUGCGCCACGCAGUUGACGCCCCGUACCUCAUCAACGAGUUGCUGGCUCUCGCCGCCGUGCACAUGGCAACGCAAAAGGAGAACCAGCUACUCCAGCAGCAGCAACAACAACAAAACCAACACCAAACCCAGGCCCAAGACGGUAACGGUAGUAGCAGCAGUGCUGCCAACACUCCUGGAUCGUCGUCCCUUCAUGCCCCAACCGUACUGCCGCCUCUCCUCCCCCCGCAUGGCUCCCCAUCGUCGACAUCAUCGCCCGCCUCCUCCUCCUCCGCGCCGCUGCCCUCCCUCCUCACCACCACAGCCGCCGCCAUCGCCGCCACCAACCCCGCCGUUGCCAACCUGCGGCACCAGGCCACUGAACUACAGACCCGCGCCGUCGCCAACUUUACGCGCCUGACCGCCCAUCUGCCCCCAGACGACACGGCUUCGUGCAUCCCGCGCUUUCUCUUCUCCUCCACCCUCUCCAUGCACGCCCUCGCCGACUCCCUCGCCGAGCUGCGUGCCGCCAACGCCGACUUUCACGGCUUCAUCGACCGUUUCGUUGACUGCUUCAACCUCUACCGCGGCAUCCGCGCCGUCAUCUAUCCGACCUGGCGCUUCCUCUCCGACUCGGAGCUCCGACCCCUGUUGCAGGUCACGCACGAGGCCAACCUCGGCAUCGUCGCCCGCGGCCGCGAGUGUGCGCCCCUCUCCGACCUCCUCGCCCGUUCCGACCUUGCCCCCGCCAGCCUCGACGCCUGCCGCACCGCCGUCGAGAAGCUCCAGUGGGCCUUCGACCUCUGCAACAAUCUACCCCCGGACAGUGGUCAGCACGCCGUCUCCGCCUUUUCCGUCAUUGUUGGCGCCGAGUUUGUCGACGUCCUACGAAAGCAUCGCCCCGAGGCCCUCAUCAUCCUCUCUUACUUUGCCGUCCUCCUCCACCGCUGCCGCCACUUUUGGAUCUUUCAAAACUCGGGUGCCUGCAUGAUCAAGGCCAUUGCCAACCACAUUGGCUCCUUCUGGCGCGACGCCAUGGCCUGGCCCCUGCAGGUCGUCGAUACGGAAGACUGCUAG
This is a messenger RNA of Cordyceps fumosorosea ARSEF 2679, 1800 nucleotides long. Its product is annotated as C6 finger domain protein. Gene Ontology annotation, molecular function: DNA-binding transcription activator activity, RNA polymerase II-specific; zinc ion binding. The transcript has a single exon. Gene Ontology annotation, biological process: regulation of transcription by RNA polymerase II. The coding region runs from base 1 to 1800 and encodes 599 amino acids. The record is from RefSeq and is a predicted model, not a curated record. NCBI's taxonomy places the organism in Eukaryota, Fungi, Ascomycota, Sordariomycetes, Hypocreales, Cordycipitaceae.